Molecule: messenger RNA, 1509 nt
Organism: Aptenodytes forsteri (emperor penguin)
Lineage: Eukaryota; Metazoa; Chordata; Aves; Sphenisciformes; Spheniscidae
Gene: CGAS
Product: Mab-21 domain containing 1
Exons: 5
Coding region: 1-1023 (340 amino acids)
Biological process (GO): positive regulation of type I interferon production; negative regulation of double-strand break repair via homologous recombination; paracrine signaling
Cellular component (GO): cytosol; nucleus; site of double-strand break
Molecular function (GO): double-stranded DNA binding; 2',3'-cyclic GMP-AMP synthase activity; chromatin binding
Source: RefSeq, a predicted model, not a curated record
AUGAAUACAAGUGCGUUUAGUAAGAGACACUGCCUGAACAGGACUCGCUGUAAAGCCGCAGCAAGCCCCUGCCCUGGCAACAGCGCGCAGAUAUCUGAACCAAAUGAGUUUGACAUCAUGCUUGUAAUGCCCAUUUCAAGACUUCAGCUUGAUGAAUGCGAUGACACUGGAGCCUAUUAUUAUCUAACAUUCAAAAGAAAUCCGAAAGAAAAGCAUUUGUCCAAGUUUUUAGAUGAAGAUGGAAAAUUAUCAGCCUUUAAAAUGCUUCAAGCACUAAGAGAAAUUAUUAAACAAGAAGUAAAAAACAUUAAAAAUGUGGAAGUAACUGUGAAAAGGAGAAAGGCUGGCAGCCCUGCAAUAACUCUUCAGAUCAAAAAUCCUCCAGCAGAAAUAUCAGUGGACAUCAUCUUGACUUUGGAAGUUCAGCAGAGCUGGCCGCCCAGCACACAGAAUGGCCUCAAAAUUGAACAGUGGCUGGGAAGAAAAGUCAGGGGAGAGUUCAGAAAUAAAUCACUGUAUUUAGUAGCCAAACAAAACAAAAACGAAAAGGUUCUAAGAGGAAACACCUGGCGACUCUCUUUCUCACACAUUGAGAAGGCCAUGCUGAACAACCACGGCAGCUCAAAGACAUGUUGUGAGUCUGAUGGACCAAAGUGCUGUAGGAAAGCUUGCCUUAAGCUUCUGAAGUAUCUUCUAGAGCAACUUAAAAUAACACAUACAAAAGAGUUGGAAAAAUUCUGCUCAUAUCAUGUCAAAACUGCUUUUUUCCACUCAUGUGUCACGUGGCCAAAUGACGCAGACUGGCAUUCAGGAGACCUGGAUCACUGCUUUCAGAAAUAUCUGAAAUAUUUUGUGGAUUGCCUGCAAAAGUCUCAUCUGCCCCACUUUUUUAUUCCCCAAUACAACUUGCUCAGCCUGGAAAAUAAAGCAAGCAGUAAUUUCCUUUUAGAACUAAUAAACAAAGAGUGGAACAAUGGAUUCCCAAUAUUUCAGGAGAAGUAUAAAAAAAAUAGUUUACAGUAAUUAUCUAAUUGUGUAGAUUUUCAUAUUUAAAACCAGAAGUUCUGCACCUUAAGUCACUCCUCAGUAGUCUGAUACUACAAAAAACCAAAACAAAAAUCAAGAACACCAAGAGAGAAUUGCAUAUUUCAGUCACGCUGCUUAGCAAUAACCCUUCAAAGAAGUGGGACGUUUUAAGUGAUACUUACCUUCCCUAUCCAAAUGUAGAAGUCACCUGCAAAAUAUCUUCAAGGUAUACUAAGAACAUAUAGAAGAAUUUGCAAUAGUUAAUCUCCCACAUGUAAUUUCUACAAUUCCAAAUAUAAAGGCAUCAAUGACUGGGUAAAGUGAAAAAUGACAAUUUUAUUUAAAAUGAAAAUCCACUGCAGAAUAUCCAAAAUACACUCUUGCUUUCAAAAGAAAAAAGGUCACUGGAGUUACUUUGACAUAAACCAGAACAACUUCUCCAGAUCAACUGGGUGGAUGAAGACUUUUUGCAGACGACAAUCA